Molecule: messenger RNA, 3964 nt
Organism: Numida meleagris (helmeted guineafowl)
Lineage: Eukaryota; Metazoa; Chordata; Aves; Galliformes; Numididae
Gene: NEK5
Product: NIMA related kinase 5
Exons: 23
Coding region: 460-2922 (820 amino acids)
Biological process (GO): protein phosphorylation
Molecular function (GO): ATP binding; protein kinase activity
Source: RefSeq, a predicted model, not a curated record
UUCCAACCCAAAGCCGCUCCGAGGGCACUGCUCGCGGCUCCAGGCCGACCCGGAAAUCUUCUCCUCCACUUUCUCCUCCUCCUCCUCCUCCUGGCCGUGGGGUUCCGGAGGCGGCUGGGCGCACGCAGGUACCGUGGUCCCCCGGUCGGGCCGAGCCGGGCGGCGGGGACAGGUCCCGGCUAGGGGUGAUGGCUCGGCGCGCCCCGUCGCCAUGACGACGGCGCCACAGCGGGCGGGAGGGAGCGGUGGGGGAACUAUGUCCGACGAGCUGCCUCCCCCUGGCUGGUGCCUCCGGCAGGGAGCUGCCAUCAGUGCCUGCCUGGGGCCGCUUUCUGCGGAGAGAUGGCCCCUGGGGGGAGUGGGAAGCAGCACGAGUGGGUAUGAGGGCCCCACAGGCCAAGGGAGCUGCCUGUUCUUCCUGACAGGAACAAUGCACUACUGCUUUAAGACAAAGACUUCAUGGAUAGAUAUGAAAUCCUUAAAAAAAUUGGAGAAGGAUCUUUCGGCAAGAUUUUCUUGGCAAGAGAAAAAGUGGAUAAUGAGCAAUGUGUUAUCAAAGAGAUUGAUUUAACUAAGAUGCCUGUGAAAGAAAAAGAAGCCUCUCAGAAAGAAGUUGUUCUUCUGGCCAAGAUGAAGCAUGCAAAUAUAGUAACCUUCUAUGCUUCUUUGCAAGAAGAGAACAAGCUGUAUAUUGUCAUGGAAUACUGUGAUGGUGGAGAUUUAAUGAAGAGGAUAAAUAUGCAGCAUGGAGUACUGUUUGAGGAGGACCAGAUUUUGAGUUGGUUUGUACAGAUCUCCCUGGGCUUGAAGCAUAUUCAUGACAGGAAGAUUUUACACAGAGACAUAAAGUCACAGAACAUUUUUCUUAGCAGUAAUGGAAAGGUAGCAAAGCUUGGAGACUUCGGCAUAGCAAGGCAGUUGAACGAUACUAUGGAGUUUGCCUCUACCUGUGUAGGGACCCCCUAUUAUCUGUCACCAGAGAUCUGUGAAAAUCGACCAUAUAACAAUAAAACAGAUAUUUGGUCUCUUGGCUGUGUGCUGUAUGAGCUAUGUGCACUAAAGCAUCCUUUUGAAGGCAACAGUUUGCACCAGCUGGUGCUGAAGAUCUGCAGAGGGUAUUUUCACCCAGUGUCUCCCAACUAUUCAUAUAAUCUGAGGAUGUUAAUUGCUCGGUUGUUUAAAAUAUCUCCGAGAGAUCGACCAUCUAUCAAUUCUAUUUUAAGGGAGCCCUUCUUGCAGAAGCUUGUUCUCAGACAUUUGCCCCCUGAGGAAGAACUCAGUCACGCUGUGAUACAUAGAAGAAAGCCUUCAGGAUCACAGCCUGAAGCCAAACCGAUGCCGGUUUGUAAGCUUCGAAGGAGAGUCCAGGACCAAGUUCUUCCAGAAUCUGGAAUGGUGGUACCUAUCACAACACAGGAAUUAUUUCAAAGAAAUGAAUGGAAACCUUCUUCAGGAGGGCAACAGCUUCAGCCACAGAGCUCCAGAUUUAAGAUGGCAGAAAGGCCAGAAAAUAUUAGAGUACAUGGCCAUUAUGGUCAUUACUAUGAUAAACUCGACAAUUUGCAAAGGAAAAUUAAUGCAUGUUAUGACCUUUCUCGCAUCAGCCAAAGAGCAGAGGAAUACUAUAAACUAAAAGGACAAAUUGCUCCUCCACCCCCCCCACCUGACUGGCCUGCAGAAUACCUUCAAAGGCGCUUUGAAGCCCAGCAGUACAAGAUUAAAGUGGAAAAACAGCUGGGACUGCGACCAUCCUCUGCUGACCCGUAUCAUGACCAAAUGCCGAUGCAAAAAAUAGAUGGGGAGCAUCUCAAAAUGCAUCAGCAGGACAUGUCUAGAAAGAAUGAAAUGAAAGAACAGGAGUACCUGAAACAGUUACAGAAAAUUCGUGAAGAAUAUCACAGUAAUAUGAAAGAAUUCAGAUUAAGAGCAAGAGUACUCCAGGAGAAUCAAAAAGAAAAAGAUAAAACCUUUCUGGUGAGGCAAGGAAAAGCUGAAGAUCAGUCUGAAACCAAGGAUACACCUGAAAUAAGAGAAGAAUCACUUGAGGACAUGGAAAAAAACUUUAAACAGGUCAGACUCCAGGACAGGCAAGACCAAAACAAUUUAGAGAAGAAAUACAGCAGAAAGGGAGGAGUAAAAUUUGAAAUUAACUUAGAUGUAUGUGUUCCUGAGGAAAACAGCAUUCAAGAAGCAGAGGUACGAGAUAAACUCAACGAGAUGUUAACGUUUGUGGAUAGUGAGAAUCUUGAAGACAAAUUGUUGAAAGUUUAUGAAGGUCCUGUGGACAGGGCUUUGGGAGAAUUAUCUGGAUACCAAACAGAGUCCAGUGAUACAGGUGAUUCUGAAGAAAACAGAAAGCAUUGGCAAGCUGGAACACCUCAGACACUACUGAAUUUUUUAACCAAUGCUCAUAGUUCACCUGUAUGUCCUACUAUGGCUGAAAAUGAACUUUCUGACCAUGUUAUUCUGCCUGAAGACAUCACAGAAAACAGGAAGCAGUGGAAACAAACAGCUCCAGUGACACUCCUGAGCGUCUUAGCAAAAGCAGAGCUGUCUGAUGAUUCCUUCGUCCAGCUUGAGGAGGAAAUAGAAGAAAGCAAGGAAGACGAUUCAGAAACAUGUUCCUGUGUUGCUGUUGGUGAAGGCAGACUUGAGCCAAGAUCAGAGGAUGAAGACACAAAUUUUGAAGAUCCUAGAGAUGAACUGAGACAUGAGCUGGAAGUGGUAACAUCUUCAGCAGAGAGAAGCAUAGAGUCUUCUGUGCUUUCAAUAAAUAAAGAUCAAACUCAUGAAGAAAGUACAAGCUUACCUAGCAAACUACUUGGGAAAUCGAAUGAUGAUUUAGAAAGUAACUGUGGGUCACUUAGUUUAGAUACAAAUAAUGAACAAAGCAAGCAGCAGCUCCCUGGAGCACAAGAAUGAUUACUGUUUCAGAACAAAAUUUUCCUGGAACCACCAACCACAUCAGUAAAAAAAAACAGAACAGGUAGCUGACAAUAAAUUCUAGGUAAAUCAAUUGCUUUUCAACAGCGUUAAACAAUUAAGAUGUUUUUUUUUGUUAUCUUUAAAGGAAAAAAUAACAGACUACUGUUUAGAUUAUUACAUGUUGAUAAACCCUGAUCCAGAAUGUAAUGCGCUUUUCUGAUUAAUCUAAACUACCUGGGACACCUCUGAGAACGCUUGCUCGGGCAACCUUCUAAUUGCAUACUCUGCAGCCAGUCAGCAUAUUUUAUUUUCAUAGACCAAUCCAUGUCCCAUUUUCAGAAGCUUUUCCAGCUUUUCAUAAUCUCUUUGUACCACCAGUACACCUCUGUAUUUCAUAGAGUUUCAUUUAUACAGCACUGUCCGCACGUAGUACCUCCAACUCAGCAGAUUUAUGCAGCAGCAGUAAAAGGGCUUACUUGCACUAUAAGGAUUGUGCAUUCCGGUUCCUAAUAAAACAUAAGACAGGGUUCCAAUGGUUGAACAUGGGUUUUUCCAGCCAUAUUUUUUUCACAUACAAAAUGUCAUCAACCUAAAACACUGCUGUGAUGGCUCAAAAAAAAACAAAAACAAAAACAAAAAAACAACAACCAUGUUUCUCCAUUUUGGAUAUGAAAACAGAUGCCUAAUAUUUUAACUUUUUGUUCACUUGGUUCUCAGUGUUAUAAUAAGCAUUAUUUUAGGUUGUGAAGUUUGUAUUUGUGUACUAUCUAAUUAUGGUCUCUAAUUUAGACCCUCCUAUUCCCUGGGAACAGAAAACCUUUCAGUAGAGUAGAGCUAGAGAAAUACCAUGUCAUACUGUAUAAAAGGACAUGAGGAAACAGCUAAUGUAAGCAUUGACAAUUAUGACACUUACUAAAAAAGCAAGCUAGCAAACACUGUAUUAGAACUGCUGUAGGUAAUGAAAUCUCCAUUCAACCCUAUUUGAGAAACAGCUGCUUACAUUUUUCUUCAUUAAAAAAUAACUGCAUUUUCCUUUUCA